UUUUUUUUUUACUGUUGUCUUUAGGUUAUGCCAGAAUCUUUAGAAUUACCAGCGGAAUAUGCGCGUUACCACCGACUACUUACAAUUGGGAAUUUUACUGCUAUCUUAUCGUCCCAGCAACAAAAGGCUCUAGGCAGAUUCCAGAGGAGACUACCCAGAGUGCCGCUGGACCGGAGACCAAAAAGGAGCUGGAGAGAGUGGAGGCGGAACUGGAGCAAGAUAGGCAAACCCCCCGCCCCCCCAAGGGAAGCCCCACCCUACUGCGGAAGUGCAGUGAAUGCCAUCUGUGAUGAACUCUCAUGAAGCCGCACACGGGAGCUGACGUCCACAGUCCGCAGGAGACACCACUGCAGACCCAGGACAGUAGAGGAGCAGGGUCUUCUUCAAACACUGGAGACUUACCCUCCCCCUGACCCAAAAUAACAUCCCACAUCAGUCACCAGCAAUGUCCAGUCGCAGGAAAUCCUCCACCCCCUGCAUGAUCCGGGUUAGUGACAUAACAGAGCAGGAUGACUCUGAAGAAAUGGAAGUGUCCACUGCCAAUGUGACCAACAAUGGGUCUUCAGAGUCUGUGGAAAAUCAAGACCAUACAGUACAAGACACUAUAGAAGAUCUAGGAAGUGAGAUUGAAACAAAAGUUGUGGCGGAAGCUGAUCCUAUGCCCCAACUGAGGCAGCAUGGAAGUUAUGAGUGCAAAUACUGUCCUUUCUCUACCCAGAAACUCAACGACUUCAAAGAGCACGUAGACUCCAGUCACCCCAAUGUCAUACUCAACCCCCUCUAUCUGUGUGCCGUGUGCAACUUCAGCACCAAAAAGUUUGACUCUCUUACAGACCACAAUGAGACCCAACACCCUGGAGAGACCAACUUCAAGUUCAAGAGGGUAAAAAUAAAUAACCAGACUAUCUUGGAGCAGACAAUCGAAGGCAAGACCAAUUCAGUUCUCUGCAAUACUGUAGACGGACAAGGCGAGCAAACCAAUUACGGGGAAUAUCAGAAUAUCGGAAAGCCACACAUGGACAACAUACAGUCCCUCUACCAAGGGAAUGAUUUGGAAAAGAGGUUGGAAAACUUUAUUCCAAAAGAUCAAAUCACAGCUGUGAACAUAAACGGCACAAUGAUCAUCCCUGAACCAACAAUCAUUCAAGGGCUUUCGUAUGUAAUGCCAUUGCUUCAAAGACCACCCAACUUCUGUUCUGUACCAACAAUUGCUGUUCCUCUGAACUCUACCAAAUAUAAUCCUUCACUGGACAAUAACACAACCCUAAUGACAUCUUUUAACAAAUUCCCUUACCCAACCCAUGCUGAGCUGUCCUGGCUAACUGCUGCGUCCAAGCACCCAGAGGAGCAAAUAAAGGUGUGGUUCACUACCCAACGGCUAAAGCAUGGCAUCACCUGGUCACCAGAGGAAGUCGAGGAAGCCAGGAAGAAAAUGUUUAAUGGCUCCAUCCCACCCAUACAUCAGACCUUCACCGUUCUGCCUACCCCAAUUUCUCAGUCUGCCAAAGCCACCCAGCCCCUUAUUCAGACUAGCUUUGGGCAGUCUAAUCUAGUACUGACAAGUAUUGCUAAUGGAUCAACCAUGACCUGUGCUCCUGUUGCAGUGACUGUAGCCAGUUUUGUGCAACCUCUCAAGCGACCCCUGACAACUCCUUCAUUCGCCCCAGAAUUAAAGCGCCCCAUGGCGGCCCCUGCAGAAGACCCAAAGGAGAUGAUACUAAUGGCCCCUCCUCCAGUUCCACAAAAAGAGAGACUUCCCAUGGCCCCACCCCCAGUGCCCCCAGAAUUAAAGAGAUCUGUAGCAUUUCCUAUUAUCGCCUCGGAGAUGAAAAGGUCCUUGGCAGCACCUCUCAUGGUUUCUAAAGGAAAACUGCCCUUGGCCACUCCACUUGUGAACCCCAAAAACAAGCUGCCAAUGGCACCUUCUCCAGUCUUCCCUAAGAUGAAGAGACCUAUUGUCACCCCUCAAUUCAAGAGGUACAUGCUGCCUCCUCCUUCAUUAGUUUCCAAAGACAAACUUCCAAUCACCCACUCUCUAUUGGCUUCAGACUUAAAGUUACCAAUCUCACCCCCUCUCAUUGCCCCUCAAGUGAGGAGGCCAACAAUAAUCCAGUCCGUGUGGACUCCCCUCAAGGGCCCGUUCCAACUCCCUAGCUUUUACCAAGACAGCAAGAAAACAAAAACGCAAAUAACAGAGAUGAAGGCCAGAUAUGUCAGAGGACGUCUCUCAGAGGACAAAGUGCUCACCCCUCUUGGGGAAGCCAAUGGUGUCUCUCAUGGGGAUGCAAAGUGGGUUCAUGACCAAGGGCCUCAUGCACAGAACGGCAUUCUACAGUUGUACAACGAGCUAGCAUCAAAACCAGAACAGCAACAAUCAGUUCAGACUCAAUUUCCACUCUUAGAGAGAAUGAAAGGGAAGACUUCUGAGCAGUUGAAGAUUCUAGAAGAGAACUUCCAGAGAAACAGCUCUCCAACAUACAAUGACGUUGACAAUCUAGUGACUGCAACCCAACUGUCGCGGGAGGAAAUUGACAGCUGGUUUUUAGAGCGCCGGGCGCUGCGUGACAACCUUGAACAAGCUCUUCUAAACUCCAUGGGCUCAAAGAGACUCAACGUUGAUAAGCGUCAGCAACAACACGGACCGCUGAAUGGUGUGCACAAGCAAGUUGGCCAUCCAAGAAGCUCUCCCUUUGCCAUCAUUGCCCCCACCACCACUUGCUCAGUGCCUCUAGACAGCAAAUCCUUGGCUCUUCUGAAGGAUGUUUUUGCACAAACUCGGUGGCCUUCCCCUGAAGAAUACAAUCAGCUUGAGGCCCAGACAAGCCUGGCUCGCACAGAAAUCGUCCGCUGGUUCAAGGACAGUAGGUCAGCACUGAAGAGUGGGACCUUGGAGUGGAUGGAGUUUUUCCAUAAACUGAACAGCAGUGGGCAAAAUGGCGAGGGGGCGCUACUGAGCACAGAGAAUGCUUUCAGCAUAAUCCAGCGCUACCAGGAAGUAAAGGCACCCAAGGUGGAGGAUAUUGGGAGGCUAACGGAGCAUGCCAGUCUUAGCAGCCAGGAGAUCAAGGAAUGGUUUGCCAGCAAAUUGAGACAAAACACAUCUGAUAUCAGCCAGAAUUGUGGCCAAAAUGGAGGCUCUCGAGAGGGGUUCGGGAGCUGGAUGGAGGAAACCAAGGGGAUGGAUGCACGCAUGGGUGCUAAGGAGCUGGUCUCGGACAAAGACAGGAUGAUGGAGGAUGCUUCUGGAAGGGUGACUGGGUGAGAACCGUUGCCACUGUCAGUUGCACACAGGAGCUGAAAAGGAAAGAGUUUAAUUAUUGAAUAUUGUAUUUUCUGAACAAAUUAUUUCUUGCUUGUUCCAUCCCAGUUUGUGCCCAACAUUUCCUCAAGGUUGAGUUAACUUUGUAGAACGUUUUCAAAAACAUGGUGGUAAUGUUGUGUGUGAUUUAGGAUGAGGUAGAAGGCACAGUGCACUGAAUGUGUGCCUGAAGCACUGACCAGGUGGUGAUCGUUGAGUGCCAAAGCUGGAUUUGCUGUGUUAUUACACUUUUAAAAAAAGGGUUCUUGUAAAUAUAUUUUUUCUGUGUUGCUACAGAUUUGUACAAUUUUGGGGGAAUUUUGUUACAUUUUAUAAUGGGAGCAACUUGCCCCUUUUUUUCCGCUCCAGCGGAUCUUAGUGGUCUGUCCUACAUUUUGUAAUGAAACACCAUGAACCACUACAACCGUUGGCAAUACUUCAGUUCAUUUUCCAAUGCUGAACUUCCGUUGCAGUUCCCUCCUGUCAGGUGGACUUAUAUCAAAUCAAACUAUUUACGGUUCUGAAGUGCUAUUGUACUCCCUGGACUCUAAGCCAACCUGCACUUUGGUAAGGAACAUGCUUGUUUGACCAAGUGAUGUUGUGGAUCAUUGUUAGAGAAAAGAAACGGUCAGUGGCAAAACCAGAAAGAAAUAAUCACAUUGAAACAAAUCCAGAAUCAUGCUGCCUGCCUGCAUCAUAGUCUAAUCGUUCUCUUUUGAUUUAUUUGUUGUCCUGCAAAUGAACAUACACAUCUGUAAUAGCCUUUAUACCUACGUACAUGUUGACUUAAUAGAAGUAGUGCUAGUUCCAUUCCGACAUUAGAAACAAACCAAUACAAGCUCUUUAUGUACCGCUUUAGUGUCAUGGUCAGGACAUAGUGCCUUCGAGAAAGUAUUCAGACCCCUUGACUUUUUCCACAUUUUGUUACGUUACAGCCUUAUUCUAAAAUUGAUUAAAUAAAUAAAACAUUUCAGUAAUCUGCACUAGAGGUCGACCGAUUAUGAU
Molecule: messenger RNA, 4303 nt
Organism: Oncorhynchus tshawytscha (Chinook salmon)
Lineage: Eukaryota; Metazoa; Chordata; Actinopteri; Salmoniformes; Salmonidae
Product: zinc fingers and homeoboxes protein 2
Exons: 4
Coding region: 446-3262 (938 amino acids)
Biological process (GO): regulation of transcription by RNA polymerase II
Cellular component (GO): nucleus
Molecular function (GO): DNA-binding transcription factor activity, RNA polymerase II-specific; DNA binding
Source: RefSeq, a predicted model, not a curated record